Messenger RNA from Meloidogyne enterolobii, 1641 nucleotides. The record is from the annotation of a GenBank genome assembly. Lineage: Eukaryota; Metazoa; Nematoda; Chromadorea; Rhabditida; Meloidogynidae.
AUGCCGAGAAUUCGAAUUACUCCAUUAGGUGCUGGCCAAGAUGUUGGAAGAAGUUGUAUUUUAGUUACUAUUGGAGGGAAAAAUAUAAUGUUGGAUUGUGGAAUGCAUAUGGGAUUUACUGAUGAAAGACGCUUUCCUGAUUUUUCUUAUAUUUGCGAUUUAACAUCAUGUCUUGAUUGUGUUAUCAUCUCACAUUUUCAUCUUGAUCAUUGUGGUGCUUUGCCUUAUAUGACUGAAAUGGUUGGAUAUUCAGGCCCUUUAUAUAUGACAUAUCCUUCUAAAGCUAUUGUGCCUGUACUUUUGGAAGACUUUAGAAAAGUGGUUACAGAACAUAGAGGUGAAACUUCAAAUUUUUUUACUUCACAAAUGAUUAAGGAUUGUAUGAAAAAGGUUACAGCAGUAAAUUUGCACGAAAUUGUUCAUGUAGAUGACCAACUUAGCAUUCAAGCAUUUUAUGCUGGUCAUGUACUUGGUGCUGCUAUGUUUUUAGUUAAAGUUGGAAGUGAAUCGGUUCUUUAUACUGGGGAUUUCAAUAUGACACCCGAUAGACAUUUGGAAGCAGCCAAAGUCCCUCCAGGUCUUCGUCCAGAUAUUUUGAUAACAGAAACAACUUAUGCAACAACUGUUAGAGAAUCCAAAAGAGUCAGAGAAAGAGAUUUUUUGAAUAAAGUACAUGAGACAGUUCAAGGUGGAGGAAAGGUUUUAAUCCCCGUUUUUGCCUUAGGCAGAGCUCAAGAAUUGUGUAUUUUGUUAGAUAUGUAUUGGGAAAGAUUGGAAUUGAAAGUACCGAUAUACUUUUCUGCUGGAUUGGCUUCUAGAGCGACAGAGUAUUAUCGCCUUUUCAUAAACUGGACAAACGAAAAAGUUAAACGUACUUUUGUUCAUCGAAAUAUUUUUGAUUUUAAACAUAUUAAACCUUUUCGAAUGGAAUUUGCUGAUAUUCCUGGUCCAAUGGUUUUAUUUUCUACGCCAGGAAUGUUGCAUGGUGGUCAAUCACUUAAAGUUUUUAAAAAAUGGUGUUCUGACGAAAGAAAUGCAAUUAUAAUGCCAGGCUAUUGUACAGCUGGAACGGUUGGAGCUAAAGUUAUUGCUGGGGCUAAAAAAUUGGAAAUUGAUGGAAAAAUGCAUGAAAUUAAUUUAAAAGUUGAAUAUAUGUCAUUCUCUGCCCAUGCAGAUGCUAAAGGUAUAAAACAAUUAAUUAGAGAUGUUGAACCAAAUUCUGUUCUUUUUGUUCAUGGAGAGGCUCAGAAAAUGGAUAUUCUUAAAGGGGAAGUGGAAAAGGAAUUUGGACUUAACGUAUAUAAACCAGCUAACGGAGAAACUGUUUCAAUAAGUUCACAACCUUCAAUUUAUGUUCAAGUACCUGAACCAUUAAUUAGACGUUCUUUAGCAUUUAUUCCACCAAAAGAUGAAACUUGUCCAAUUGAAGGAUUUUUAUUUUUGGAUAAACAGAGUAAUGAAUUAACAAUGCUUUCAAAUGAAGAAGCAGCAAAACAUUUGGGUGUUGAAUUACAUUCAAUUUGUUUAAGUGAAAUAUUUUGUGUUUCUGAACCAAAAAUUAAUUGGGAAGAACUUGCUGAAAGAUUAAAAUUAAAUAUUGAUCCGGAACUUCAAAUUAAACCGGUAAAAAUUAUUUUUUGA